This is a messenger RNA of Lepus europaeus (European hare), 2583 nucleotides long. RefSeq names its product nuclear receptor corepressor 1-like. Gene Ontology annotation, molecular function: transcription corepressor activity; nuclear thyroid hormone receptor binding. NCBI's taxonomy places the organism in Eukaryota, Metazoa, Chordata, Mammalia, Lagomorpha, Leporidae. The record is from RefSeq and is a predicted model, not a curated record. Gene Ontology annotation, biological process: negative regulation of transcription by RNA polymerase II.
GGCAUACCAACAGAGGCGCUGGUGAAGGAAUCCAUUUCUCGAAUGCCCAUUGAAGAGAGUAGUCCUGAGAAAGGCAGAGAAGCAGCUGCAUCCAAAGGCCAUGUUAUUUAUGAAGGAAAAAGUGGACAUAUCUUAUCCUAUGAUAAUAUUAAGAAUGCCCGAGAGGGGACUAGGAGUCCAAGAACAGCUCAUGAAAUCAGUUUAAAAAGAAGCUAUGAAUCAGUGGAAGGAAAUAUAAAGCAAGGAAUGUCAAUGAGGGAGUCUCCUGUAUCAGCACGGUUAGAGGGGCUGAUGCGCCGAGCAUUACCCAGGGGGAGCCCUCAUUCUGACCUCAAAGAGAGACCUGUGCUGUCUGGCUCCAUAAUGCAAGGCACACCAAGAGCAACAACUGAAAGCUUUGAAGAUGGCCUUAAAUAUCCCAAACAAAUUAAAAGGGAAAGUCCUCCCAUAAGAGCAUUUGAAGGAGCCAUUACCAAAGGCAAACCAUAUGAUGGCAUCACCACCAUCAAGGAGAUGGGGCGUUCCAUUCACGAGAUCCCACGGCAAGAUAUUUUAACUCAGGAGAGCCGGAAGACUCCAGAAGUAGUCCAGAGCAGGAGGCCCAUAAUUGAAGGUUCCAUUUCCCAGGGCACACCAAUAAAGUUUGACAGCAACUCAGGUCAAUCUGCCAUCAAACACAAUGUCAAAUCUUUGAUCACGGGGCCUAGUAAACUACCCCGCGGAAUGCCUCCAUUGGAGAUUGUGCCAGAGAACAUAAAAGUGGUGGAAUGGGCAAAAUACGAAGACGUAAAGACAGGCGAGCCAGUGCGUUCCCGGCACACAUCCGUGGUGAGCUCGGGCCCCUCCGUUCUCAGGUCCACACUUCACGAAGCUCCCAAAGCACAGCUGAGCCCGGGCAUUUAUGACGACACCAGUGCUUGGAGGACUCCCGUGAGUUACCAGAACACCAUGUCCAGAGGCUCACCCAUGAUGAGCAGAGCUUCCGAUGUUACAAUUUCUUCUAGCAAGUCUACCAAUCAUAAAAGGAAAUCCACACUGACUCCUACCCAAAGGGAAAGUAUACCAGCGAAGUCUCCGGUGCCUGGGGUGGACCCUGUUGUGAGCCACAGCACAUUUGACCCCCAUCACAGGGGCAGCACCACAGGAGAGGUCUACCGGAGCCAUCUGCCCACUCAUUUGGAUCCAGCCAUGCCGUUUCACAGGGCUCUGGACCCUGCAGCUGCUGCUUACCUGUUUCAGAGACAGCUUUCACCAACUCCAGGCUACCCAAGUCAGUAUCAGCUGUAUGCAAUGGAGAAUACACGACAGACAAUCUUAAAUGAUUACAUUACCUCACAGCAGAUGCAGGUGAACUUGCGCCCUGAUGUAGCCAGAGGACUCUUCCCCAAGAACAUUCCAACAAGAGGAAUCAUUGACCUGACCAAUAUGCCUCCAGCAAUUUUAGUGCCUCACCCCGGGGGAACAAGCACUCCUCCCAUGGACAGAAUCACAUAUAUUCCUGGUACACAGAUUACUUUCCCUCCCAGGCCGUACAACCCUGCGUCUAUGUCUCCUGGACACCCAACACACCUUGCUGCAGCCGCAAGUGCUGAGUGGGAGCGGGAACGAGACGAGAGGGAGAGGGAGAAAGAGCGAGAAUGGGAACAAGAGCGGGAGCGCAUCGCCGCAGCCUCCUCCGACCUCUACCUGCGUCCAGGCUCAGAGCAGCCCGACCGACCGGCCGACAGUCACGGAUACGCUCGCUCCCCGUCUCCAUCAGUAAGAGCUCAGGAGACCAUGUUGCAGCAGAGACCCAGUGUUUUCCAGGGAACCAAUGGAACCAGCGUAAUCACACCUUUGGACCCAACUGCUCAGCUACGAAUCAUGCCACUGCCCGCUGGGGGCCCUUCCAUAAGCCAAGGCCUGCCAGCCUCCCGCUACAACACUGCUGCGGACGCCCUGGCUGCUCUUGUGGAUGCUGCAGCUUCUGCACCCCAGAUGGAUGUGUCCAAAACAAAAGAGAGUAAGCAUGAAGCUGCCAGGUUAGAAGACAGUUUGAGAAGCAGGUCAGCAGCAGUUAGUGAGCAGCAGCAGCUAGAGCAGAAAAGCCUGGAGGUGGAGAAGAGAUCUGUUCAGUGUCUGUACACUUCUUCAGCCUUUCCAAGUGGCAAGCCCCAGCCUCACUCUUCAGUAGUUUAUUCCGAGGCUGGGAAAGAUAAAGGGCCUCCUCCAAAGUCCAGAUAUGAGGAAGAGCUCAGGACCAGAGGGAAGACCACCACUACUGCAGCUAACUUCAUAGACGUGAUCAUCACCCGGCAAAUUGCCUCGGACAAGGAUGCAAGGGAACGUGGCUCUCAAGCUUCAGACUCUUCCAGUAGCUUGUCUUCUCACAGGUAUGAAACAACUAGCGAUGCUAUUGAGGUCAUAAGUCCUGCCAGCUCACCUGCACCGCCCCAGGAAAAACUGCAGGCCUAUCAGACAGAGAUUGUUAAGGCAAAUCAAGCCGAAAACGAUCCAGGCAGACAGUAUGAAGGACCAUUACAUCACUAUCGACCACAGCAGGAGUCACCAUCUGUCAAAUUUCCUAUCUUAUUAAACUAUUAA